CAGAGAGAAAGAGGCAGAGGCGGGCAAACACCCACACCUAAGCAGUAAGGCUCAGAGUGCGAGGGGAGGACAGGCGGCUCUCGAUGGGGAGGUAUCUGUGAAGCGCAGCCUACCUGUUGGACCUCAUUACGGGAGACUGCCGCUCCGGACCCACGCCGAUCGUGGAUCUGAGGGAAGGCCACUGCACUUUGUGAGGGAUGAACAGCCCAAAAAUGUCUCCAAGACUAUUGCUCUGCGCUGUGCUGGCUGUGUACCACGGGACGCAAACCUGCAGUGGAUUUAAUAUAGAUGAACGCUUUCCUGUGAUCAAAGAGGGGAAAACCAAAGGGAGCUUCUUUGGAUUCUCAGUAGCAAUGCAUGAACAGACGGAGGGCUCCAGACAAUAUCUCCUUAUAGCAGGAGCACCCAAAGAGAAAGCCAUAUCACUACAAAAUGUCAAUGAAACAGGAGCUGUCUACUCCUGUCCCAUUACCAUGGACACCAAUGAUUGCUCCAGAAUGGACCUGGUCAGCUCAACAAAUCCAUCAGAGAUGGUGGAGGGCAUGUGGCUGGGUGUGACCGUGGCCAGCCAGAGAAACCAGCCAGGGGGACGCGUGCUGGCAUGUGGACAUCGUUAUGUAAAGAUCAUCCAAGGCGGCACAGAGGAGCAGCGUCGGAUGAUAGGAAAAUGUUAUGUAAGGAGUAAUGACUUGACCUAUGACCCCAACGAUGACUGGCAGACAUACAGUUAUGAGGUCUGUAACCCCAACUUCGACAUGGAGCUUGAGGGCAUGUGCAACAUGGGCAUCUCAGCCGGCAUGACAGACACUGAUGUCUACAUCGGCGCCACUGGCAGCUACCUGUGGCAAGGGAAUGUUCAUGUAACAUGGAGAGAUCCGGAUCCAGGGAAUGCAUGGGACUCCACUGGAAAAGACUUUGGACAGCUGAACAGACGAUACAGUUAUAUGGGUUAUUCAGUUCUUGAAGACAGGAAGCUGCUGAGCCAUGGUGACUACACAGUGGUGACAGGGUCACCCAGGGACGAGUCCAAGGGCUCUGUGAUGUUUGGGAGAAAGACUGACACCAACAUCGAGCCUGUGAUCAUCAUCCCCGGGGAACAAGUGGGCUCGUACUUUGGGAACAGCCUGGCUAUCACCGACCUCAACAACGAUGAUUGGAAUGACCUAAUCGUGGGCGCCCCGUUUUACUUUGACCGUAUGAAGGAUGAGGGAGGAGCAGUGUAUAUCUACAUGAAUGAGAAUGGAUCUUUCCAGAAAACUGCCACCAAGGUAUUGAGGGGUCCAGCAACCUCUGGGUUCGGCUUUGCAGUUGCUGCCAUUGGUGAUAUCAACCAAGAUGGAUUCCAAGACUUUGCAGUGGGAGCUCCUUUCCACGACACAGGAAAGGUCUACAUAUGGAUGGGAAGUAAAAAGGGAAUCUCAAAGGAGUACAGUCAGGUGAUUGAGGGUAAAUCAGUGGGUAAUGGAGGUUUCCAGACUUUUGGCUACUCCAUCAAUGGAGGGAUGGACAUGGAUGACAACAGUUACCCUGACAUCUUGGUUGGCUCUCUGGAUGACCGCAUCGCCCUGCUCAGGGCUCGACCAGUCAUCCACUUAACUAAGGACUUCACUGUCAAGCCAAAGAUUGUGGACCCUAAUCGGUGUCCUGGAAAUACACCAUGUAUUACAGCGACUCUGUGCUUGUCUUUCACUCUAAGCAACGGAAACAAAGACUUCAAGAAAAAUAUCACGGUGAAGUACACAGUGGAGGCCGACAUGGAGAGGAGAAGAAGCCCUCGUGUUCAUUUUCAGGCCAAUAAUGAUGACACAUACACAGGCUUCCUGAGCCUGCCAUCCUCCAAAACCAGGUGUAAUGUUCUGAACCUGAUUUUAGCGGGGCCUGUUAGAGACAAACUGGAGCCGGUGGUCUUUUCCCUCAACAUAUCACUACAUGAACAAAAACCUAAAUCCAAACGCUCCCUGCAGAACCUGGACUUUUUCCCAAUUUUUAGCCAGGAGCAGAAACUCACAAAAAGAACUGAGAUUAACUUUCAGAAGGAGUGUGGCUCGGACAACAAAUGUACCAGUAACCUGCAGCUGACCGCCCAGUUUGUUGAUGAUGGCAGAAAGGCUUACCCCAGGCAGGGCAAAUUCCAGGUACUUCAGUUCAGCAGCGAUAUGAAGAUAAUACGGCUGAUGGUGGAGGUGACCAACUUUCCUUCCCGGGGGAAGGUGGCUGAGGACGCCCACCAGGCCAUGCUCAACGUCACCAUUCCUGAUGCUCUGAGAUAUUCUGGUGUCAGGUCGGCGGACCACGAUGUACAAUGCAGUCUUGAGGGCACAGUGAUUUGUGAUUUGGGGAAUCCACUUAAAGGCAAUGAGAAGGUGUCACUCACCCUCAAGUUUGAGACAUCAGGGAUCGAUCUGUACACACAAGAGGUUGAGUCUCAGCUGCUUCUGUCCACCCUCAGCGAGCAGAGUGACCUGAAGCCUGUGCCUGUGGCUCUGCUGAUUGAGAACACCAUCCGCCCUUCCUUCUCUAUAGCGAACCCGGUGGUGCAAACACAGUUCGGUGGGACAGUGAUGGGCGAGUCAGCCAUGGUCAACACCAGUGACGUGGGCAGUCUGGUGGAGUUCACCUUCAAUGUAAACAUGGAAGGUCAGCCCCUGGGAGACCUGGGGACCCUUGCUGUGGAAUUUGAGUGGCCCUUUGAGGUUGCCAACGGCAAGUGGUUGCUGUACCUGACGAAGAUCGUCAUUAAGGGGCAAUCAGAGACAGAAUGUAAACCUCAUGGAGAAGUUGUCAACCUGCUUAACCUAACUUUGUCAGAGAGUAGAUCUAAGCGUGUGAAACGGCAGAUCAGGGUGGACAAUGUCGAUGACACAGACCAGCCGCAUAUUAUCGAGCCACAGGCAGCGAUCACACUGAACACUCGAAAGGAGUCCUACUUAUUGGAAUGCUCCAAGGGAACAGCACGAUGCGUGACUUUUACCUGUCCACUGCUCAACAUGACGGAUUCAGCCAAGAUUUAUGUGAGGUCCCGUUUGUGGAACAGUACAAUGCUCGAGGACUAUCCCAAUGCUCAGCGGAUCAUGGUUAAAGGUCAAGCCACGCUGAAGCUCAUUACAAAUAGACCAACCAUAAAGAUGGACAGUCAGACUAACAUGUUCACAGUAGAUGUAGAACCAGUGGCAGGAGUAGAGAUACCCUAUGAGCUCCCGUUAUGGAUCAUCAUCUCUGCAGCUGUAGCGGGAAUUCUACUACUAGGAAUCAUCAUUCUUAUACUUUGGAAGUGUGGCUUCUUCCAGAGGGCCAGCAGGAGGGAGAUGUAUGAGGCCAAGGCCCAGAAGGCUGAGAUGAAGAUCCAGCCCUCUGAGACAGAGAGGCUGACUGAGGACUACUGAGACCCCCAUGGGUCCCCAUUUGCAGUGGGGACCCAACAGCACACACCAGUGGGGCCUUUGGCUUGGAUUCUUCAAGCGAGCCAUCUACUACCGGAUAAUGCCAAAGCACCAGGGGGUGAAAAUUCGCAAGGCUGAGCGCUAUCAGUUCAAUCUGGGUUUUCAGCCUGAGGAGCCGCAGAAAAAGUACUGGAUCACCAACUGGACAGAGAUGCAGCAUUACUACUACUGAGGCCUUAACUUGGAACCCUGAACCACUCACCGUCACACUGUUUUGACACGGGCCAAAGAACAUUGGGCUUCGUCAAGCCACAUGGAUUCCUCAGUGCACAGACCAACUGUGGAGAGUGCAUUCUAUUUGAAACAUAACUGUUUGUACAUUUCUAGUAGAUUUCAUCAACUUUUUCAGUGCAAUAUACUGAACAUUUUUGUUUCAGAGAUUGUAAUUUGUUAUGUAUUUUUAUUGAAUGCAGUGCUGUAAAUUGAAUCGGGGUUGCAUUCAAGAGUAACUUGUUUGUCAUUAGUUGUUUUGAUUAAGGUUUUUAUGUACUGAAUUUGGUGUUUUCAUUUCUUUCUGAAUCCUCUGUGCACAGUUCCUGGUCAUUCAUCAUGUUUAUUUCUACCAUGUCCGUUUGCUCUCUAAUCAGAGGAAUGAGUCUAUUGAUUUUCUCUGUGAUUGUAUAAGUCUUUCCCUGCUCUGUCCCCAAUCAUCAUUUUGUGGUCAGUGGUUGUAGGCUAUGUAUGGGUCUUAAAUCUACAUCAGUCAUUCUGGAGAUCAUUUUCAAACUGCACUUAAAAUAUGUUGACCAGCAUCCACUGUGUUAUGAGUGAACAAGCGUCUUUAUUGUGUGUGAAUGUCCAUGUCAGUGUUUGGCAAGCAUCAAGUAGACUAGCAUCUCAAUUGCAGUCGUGGUUGUGGAACUGACCUCAUAUCCAGAACAUGAUAAUAGUACUCUUAAAGCUACAUGAAAACAUUAUUUCCCUAGUUUCAGGGAAUAAAUACAGAGUGUACUAGUGUGGUACAGAGAGAAAUUCCUUGAGUACUGUGGAAGAAUGAGUUUUAUGUUUUACUUGCCCCCAUGAGAUUCCACUGCUACGGUCCAUUGUCAAACAAUCUUGCAACAAGUUAAAAAGCAAAAGCUUCUUGUUUGUAUGUAGACUUACAGUCUAUAUACAUGUUGAUGAGAUCAUGGGAGUACACUUAAUCACUAUUUAUUACACUGUCUUGCGUUAUUAUAGGACCUAUUUGGAUAUUUUAAAACGAUCACGUACAGGGAGUCACAACACUGGAUUCAAUAAUACCUUAUAUUGUACCUGACUGGAGAGUUCAUGAUGUUGUAACUCCAGCGUAGAUAGUUACACCAUAAAUUGUACAUAGUGACAAGUUAUGACGCUGCAAAUUAUGUAAGUUACAAAUUGACUUUAUGAAUGAAUGCAUAUGUCAUUGGCCUUUGUUGUUUCACUGUCCCUGAGUUUUGUAUUUUUGUACGCAACAGUGAGCUGACACUUGGAUUGUUUCCAAGCCACUGUGGCCCCCAUUGAGGUCUACCUGCAGCACUGAAAAUGGACUGGACCAAAAGAAGACAGUCUCUGAUGGGACAAAGUGUUGCGUUACCGCCCUAGUCCGUGUUACCUGAGAGCCCACAGGUAUUCUGUUGUGAAACUGAGAUCUGUGGUCGUUACAGAGGCUCCAUUGACUCUCUGAGUAAAGAGGGAAGGGCUGAUGAACCAAUGCACAAAUUCUGUUCUCUGUGGUGGUGUUGUUUUUUUUAACUGUGCAGUUUCAAUGUAAUUAAAUUGUUUUGAACAACCUUUCCAGUUUUAA
Thunnus maccoyii (southern bluefin tuna) is the source of this 5205-nucleotide messenger RNA. RefSeq names its product integrin, alpha 3b (gene itga3b). Gene Ontology annotation, cellular component: integrin complex; external side of plasma membrane. NCBI's taxonomy places the organism in Eukaryota, Metazoa, Chordata, Actinopteri, Scombriformes, Scombridae. Bases 198 to 3383 code for a protein of 1061 amino acids. Gene Ontology annotation, biological process: cell-matrix adhesion; cell adhesion mediated by integrin; integrin-mediated signaling pathway. Gene Ontology annotation, molecular function: integrin binding. The transcript has 26 exons. The record is from RefSeq and is a predicted model, not a curated record.